GACACAUCUUUGCUUUCUUCCUCCUUUUCUCCCCCUCCUCCACACACCAGCCCCUCGCACACCUUCAAACAGCCCAACUGCUCCAUUUCUGUUUGUUCAAGUUGUCUUCCUGAUGGUCUUUGAAUGUGCACCUGCCCUACUGCCCCUGUUGUGCCAUUGACUGCAUGUAAGGAGGAAGGACAGAUCUGGCCUUGGGCGUCUUUAUUUCUUCCGUCUAAGGAAAUCAAGAAAGGGGCAUCUCCAAACAAUAACAAGUUGAACAACCACAUGCAUUUCUGGAGCCAUUUUCUGGAGCCAUUUUCUAAGAAUGAAACCUUUUCUGGAAGAGUGAAAUAACAGACUUGGAUACAUGCCAUUGUGACCACCUUGCAUCCUCUAUAUUCCAAUAUGAUGAAUUCCAUAAAGUGUGUGCUGGUGGGCGAUGCUGCUGUCGGAAAGACAGCCCUUCUUGUACGCUUCACGUCAGAGGCAUUCCCUGACGCAUACAGACCCACAGUCUAUGAAAAUACAGGAGUGGAUGUCUAUAUGGAUGGUGUACAGAUCAAUCUUGGGCUAUGGGACACAGCAGGGAAUGAUGCUUUCAGAAGCAUACGUCCUCUCUCCUUUCAGAAUGCAGACAUUGUGUUACUGUGUUUUUCGGUGGCUAACCACACCUCAUUUUUAAAUGUGAGGAAUAAGUGGAUUGGAGAAGUAAGACAGCACUUGCCUCGUAUUCCUGUGCUUGUGGUGGCAACUCAGACUGACCAGAGGGAACUGGAUCACAUGCGACUUCCUUGUAUUAACUCUAUAGAUGGCAAACAACUAGCCCAGCAUGUUCGAGCCAAAGGAUACUUAGAGUGUUCAUCGCUCAGCAACAGAGGAGUUCAGCAGGUAUUUGAGUGUGCAGUUAGGACAGCCAUUAACCAGGCGAAGAAGAGGGCCAGGCGGCACCGUUUUCUUUCCCAAGAAUGCAAAAUCUUUUGAACUGCACUGCUAUAUAUUACCACUCCUAUAGGUAGGACAUGUUAAACUUUGUGCAAAGGGGUAACCACCCAUCAACUAAUUCAUGUGACAUACUUUACUGUAGUUUUAUGCACACAAACUGACAUUAGAGAAAACAUUACCCAAAGGAUAUUUCCAAAUAACUUAUUUGAGAAAGUGAUAUUUUUACUAUUUAAAAUUUUCUGUAAUCCCCCUGUAUGAAAAAUGAACAGGUGUCCAUUGUUGGUUCUUCCUUAUUAAACCUCUGUAAAGGUCACAACGGACAAGGCCCAUAGAAAAGGAGGGUACAACAAGCUGCUCCUACUCUAAAAUUGUUCUAUUGAGCUGCAGUGAUACCACAGUAAAUCAUCCUAGGGUGACAUAAAAAUAUAUAUAUAUAUAUAUGUCCAGAUACUUUCUACAGAACAGAGCAGUGCUUUAAAGGAUAAGUAAAAAAAUAAUUGAAUGUAAAAUUGAUGAGGGGUCGAUUCUAAGCUCUAUUCUAAUUUACAUUAUUAUUUUUUUUAAUUUAAGAUAUUAAAGGUUACUGAAUUUUGUUAAAGUGGUGCCACCUGCU
Molecule: messenger RNA, 1537 nt
Organism: Xenopus laevis (African clawed frog)
Lineage: Eukaryota; Metazoa; Chordata; Amphibia; Anura; Pipidae
Gene: rhoh.S
Product: ras homolog family member H S homeolog
Exons: 2
Coding region: 388-963 (191 amino acids)
Cellular component (GO): plasma membrane; cytoplasm
Molecular function (GO): GTPase activity; G protein activity; GTP binding
Source: RefSeq, a predicted model, not a curated record